Molecule: messenger RNA, 1182 nt
Organism: Pteronotus mesoamericanus
Lineage: Eukaryota; Metazoa; Chordata; Mammalia; Chiroptera; Mormoopidae
Gene: TRPT1
Product: tRNA phosphotransferase 1
Exons: 7
Coding region: 224-1135 (303 amino acids)
Biological process (GO): tRNA splicing, via endonucleolytic cleavage and ligation
Molecular function (GO): tRNA 2'-phosphotransferase activity
Source: RefSeq, a predicted model, not a curated record
GCGUAAUCAGCCGCUUCGCGGCGGCAGUCGGAGAGCCUGUCCGUCCUCCUAGCUCUAACUCCGUCCGUCUGGGCGUGCCUGGUGUUCCCACCCCGUUAAUCUGGGCGCGGGAGCCGCCCCCUCAGGCCCGCCUCGCGGGACAGACCCGCAAGAGCCUGAAUAUCGGGGGCUCGGCUGUGCUGGACUCCGUGGCUGACAGUGUCACCUUGGGCAGGUUUUGUCCAUGAACUCUGGAGAGAAGAAGCAAGAAGCAGCAGAGGCCAGGGGUCGGAGGCCUCACAGGCCCCGAGAACAGGACCGAGAUGUACAACUGUCCAAGGCUCUGUCCUAUGCCCUGCGUCAUGGGGCCCUGAAGCUGGGGCUUCCCAUGGGGCCUGGCGGCUUUGUGCCCCUGGGCGCCCUCCUGCAGCUGCCCCAGUUCCGCAGCUUCUCAGCUGAAGAUGUGCAGCGCGUGGUGGACACCAACGCAAAGCAGCGAUUCACCCUGCAGCCGGGGGACCCCGGCACUGGCCCUCUCAUCCGGGCCAAUCAGGGUCACUCCCUGCAGGUCCCUGAGUUGGAGCUGAUGCCCCUGGAGACCCCACAGGACCUGCCCCAGAAGCUUGUCCAUGGCACAUUCUGGAAGCACUGGCCCUCCAUCCUGCUCAAGGGCCUGUCCUGCCGGGGAAGGACGCACAUCCACCUGGCCACGGGACUGCCUGGGGACCCUGGUGUCAUCAGUGGUCAGUUCCCGCCCCCCAGUGACUCCCACCCACUCUCUCCCCCCAGGUCCCCCUUCAAAGCCCCUCUACACCCUGUAUCCAGCAGCAGCCCCUGCUGCCCACUGAGCCCAGGGCCCCAGCCACCCCAGGCCCCAGCUCCAGCUGUCUCUGCAGGCAUGCGGUCAAACUGCGAAGUGGCCGUGUUCAUCAAUGGGCCCCUGGCCCUGGCAGAUGGAGUCCCCUUCUUCCGCUCUGCCAAUGGGGUGAUCCUGACGCCAGGGAAUGCUGAUGGCUUCCUGCUUCCCAAGUACUUCAAGGAGGCUCUGCAGCUACGCCCGACCCGAAAGCCCCUCUCCCUGGCUGGUAAUGAAGACACGGAAUGUCAGAGAGGUCCCAAGCAUAGCUCCAGGGGAAGAAGGAUGAUCCAACAAUAAAAUAUUUAUUUUAAAAAAAGAAAUGUAAAAAGAUAACAAAAAAGAAA